This is a messenger RNA of Juglans microcarpa x Juglans regia, 1965 nucleotides long. RefSeq names its product protein TIC 55, chloroplastic. NCBI's taxonomy places the organism in Eukaryota, Viridiplantae, Streptophyta, Magnoliopsida, Fagales, Juglandaceae. Gene Ontology annotation, cellular component: chloroplast. Bases 137 to 1807 code for a protein of 556 amino acids. Gene Ontology annotation, molecular function: 2 iron, 2 sulfur cluster binding; chlorophyllide a oxygenase activity. The transcript is spliced from 3 exons. The record is from RefSeq and is a predicted model, not a curated record. Gene Ontology annotation, biological process: protein targeting to chloroplast.
GUUGUGUGGCCUAGAGUGGUGCCACACUCUUGCAAGCAACACCCUGAUCUCUCUGUCUCUCUGGUGUACGGCUUCAUCUUGCAUUUCCUCUGCAACAACAUCUACUCACUUCUCCAGUCACACUUCACAGCCAAAAAUGGCUUUGCUGUGUUCAUUUCCCUCCCACAACACUUUACUCUCUUUCUCUCUAUCGACCCCGCCUUCCCACAAACUAAUUGAACCAGUACCUCCUCUUCUUUAUCUUUCACAACCCCUCAGACAGCCACUACUUGUAAGAAAAAACAACAGCAAGUGUGGUGCAGUCGCUGACAUCAAAGCUGUGCCUCCAAUUGAUGCCAACCAGGAGGAAGAGGAGGAGGAGGAAAGUGAUCACAAGGUUCUUGUGGGUCCUGGCAGUGAGGAAGAGCGGCGAGGUGAGAGGGUCGAGGCGGACUACGAUUGGACGGAAGAAUGGUACCCGCUUUACCUCGCCCAGGACGUGCCCGAUGACGCACCUCUGGGUCUCACCGUGUAUGACAAGCAUAUCGUCUUGUAUCGGGACGGGAAUCGGCAGCUUCGCUGUUACGAGGAUCGCUGCCCCCACAGGUUAGCAAAGUUAUCUGAAGGCCAAUUGAUUGAUGGAAGACUAGAAUGUCUGUACCAUGGCUGGCAAUUUGAAGGCGAUGGUAAAUGUGUGAAGAUACCCCAGCUUCCAGCUGAGGCCAAGAUUCCUCGAUCAGCUUGCCUCAGAACGUAUGAGGUGAGAGACUCACAAGGUGUUGUGUGGGUAUGGAUGUCACAGAAGACACCACCGAACCUUAAUAAACUACCCUGGUUUGAGAACUUUGCCAGGCCAGGUUUUCAGGAUACUUCCACCACCCACGAGCUUCCUUAUGAUCACUCCAUACUUCUUGAGAACCUCAUGGAUCCCGCCCACAUUCCAAUUUCACAUGACAGAACAGAUUGGAGUGCAAAAAGGGAGGAUGCUCAACCAUUAGGUUUUGAGGUGACUGAACGUACUGAUCGAGGAUUUGCGGGCUGGUGGGGUAAAGCAAAGGAUAAACCUCUGCCAAAUUUCUUACGAUUUGAAGCACCUUGUGUUCUUCAAAAUAACCGGGAACUUGUUGAUGAGAAUGGGGAGAAGCAUUACUUCACAGGCCUAUUCCUUUGUAGACCAACUGGGCAAGGGAAAUCCAUGCUUAUUGUAAGGUUUGGAACUACAAAAAGAUCCCCCUUGGCGAAGUUGUUCCCACAAUGGUACUUCCAUCAGAAUGGAGCUAAGGUCUUUGAGCAAGAUAUGGGUUUCCUCUCGUCCCAAAAUGAGAUUCUAAUGAAGUCUAAAGUUGCCACCAAGGAGCUGUACCUUAAUCUAAAAUCCUCUGACACAUGGGUAGCUGAAUACCGUAAGUGGAUGGACAAAGUAGGGCAUGGAAUGCCUUAUCAUUUUGGGCACAGCACCAUUUCAUUGCCCAAAGAGCCUGCUGUGGUGGAACAUGCACCGGCCGGACUGGUUGCCGGAGUUUCAGCAUCUGCACCAGCUAAGGGAGGGAUUGGAUCAAUGUAUGCUCCAAACUUGGCAAACCGGUAUUUCCGGCAUGUAAUCCAUUGCAAGGGAUGCAGAACCGUCAUUAAAGCUUUCCAAGCCUGGAAAAAUGCCCUUUCUGUUAUGGCUCUUACACUGACCGCAUUGGCAAUCCUAGUGUCUGGAAGGCAGUGGAAGGCCCUUCUUUUAGUACUGGCAACCGUGUGCUCUGCUGGAGCUUAUGGAUGCUCAACUGCCGUUGCACUGAAUACAACCAACUUCAUUAGGACACAUAGGAGAUUGUAAUAUAUCAAACGGUACGUUUGUUACUUCAGGGAGGAAAAGAACCCAUAGGAUUACAAAGGACAAUGAAAAUAUAAUGUGGCACUCCAAUGUAGAUUGUGGCGUUGGAGUUGAUUCUACCAUCAAGAUUUUUAUUGCAAAUGUUUCUCAAAUUUAUACCA